This is a messenger RNA of Vitrella brassicaformis, 2515 nucleotides long. NCBI's taxonomy places the organism in Eukaryota, Vitrellaceae. The record is from the annotation of a GenBank genome assembly.
AAACAGGUAAGACACAGACGGCCCAGGCUUAGCCAGCCAGCCGGUGUCACAUGAAAAAAGGACCAAGGCCAUCCCUAUCGGACGGCACCCACACACACAUACAUACACAGACACAAUAUGCACCGUUGAACAUGAACCAGGGCCCACUUGAUCGAAGAAACGGCCCCCUGGGCCUCCAUCUGCCGUCGAUGGCUCAGUCGUCGUCUCCUCCCGCCAGGAAGAAGUGGCUAAGGCCGUCUUUGGCGUUCAUGCGGAAGGCGGGAGGGCACACCAACCUGACACACACACAGACAGAGACAACACACAAAGGGAUAAGACAUGGCGCGGAGGUUGCAAUCGUCUGUUCUGUUUACCUGUCCAUGAAGGCGAUGAAUUCGUGCAAGUACUUGCCGUUGGCCGCCGCCAAGAGGGGCGCCUUCGAGUUUUUCUGGUGCAGCAGCAGGCGGGCUGUUAGGCGUCUGUGGAUGGCGUCGGUGCUCGACCCACGGGCAUCCGGCAGUUCCAUGCCAAUCUGCGAGAGGACGUCGGCGAUCCCCGGCCACUCCUCCUCCUUUGGCACGCCCAUGACGCUGAAGAUGUCUCGGAGCAUGUGGCGGGCAUCAUUAUGGUAUGGAAACAGACUCACACCGAAGGCCGCCUGCCAAAUGGACACAGAGAAGAGAGAAGACUCACAUGUGAUCUCGCCGUGUGUCUGCAUGGUGUGUCUCUUGCACCCACCUUGAAAGCCGUAGUGGCGACGGACCACAUGUCUGUCUUGGCCGUGUUGUGGAGGGUCUCGGGGAAGUUUGUCUCUCUCCCUGCAGCAAUGGCGACACACAUAGAGGGACAAGAGAACAUAUGCAUCUUCUGUUGUGUGCAUAUAUAUAUAUAUGUGUGUGCGUGUAUGUGUGUGUGUGUGUCUCGCUCAGUCGGUCCCUCCCCAUAUGCAUUCAGGCAUCCACGCCUUCAUACAAGUAGUAAGUUAGUUAUGUAUGUGUGUAGUCAGUCGAGAGGGGUCCGCCGAGUCAAUCAAUGUCUCAGACGGCCAGCAAGAGCCAAAAGGAGCAAAAGGCAAAAGCCACUGGUGGCGCCUCCCCGUGUGUCGAAAAAAGCCAUGCGCCUAUCGUACCCAGAGGGGGUACAAUGGCGCUCCCGCGUACGGGAUGGACUGUCUUGUGCGUCGGUGGGCUUGUCUGUGUCUGACACACACCGAGUGUGGCUGUGAGGCACACUCGUGUGUCUGAAGCUUACGUGAAAAGACGGUGUGUCAAGAGACACUUGCCUUUUCACAGCAUCGGAAGAGACACUGUCUUGUAUUUGUUGCGGCCAUCGUGUCGCUGCGGAAGGAAAUUCAUCAUUCAUUAAGGGCUCGACAGGUGCGGCUCGACAAGGGGCGGACGUGUGCAUCGACUCAGACAGACGUUCAUCCACUACACGAUUCUCCUGUCUGUCUGCCUGCCUGCCUGCCUGUCAAGUUGUCUGUCUCUGUCUGCCUGUUUAGGUUGUCUGUCUCCGCCUGUCUGCGAGGCUGUCUGUCUCCCUGUCUACGAGUCUGUCUUUGUUGGAAUCUUGGGAUUCUGCUGCUGAUCAUACGGCUGAUCGAUGGGAUUCUACCUCUGCCAACACGCGUGGUCAGCAGUGCCAUGAGGGCAUGGGACAUGUAGCGUUAAUUCGACACGCCAUACAUGUACCAUUUCAUGCCAUUCCAUUCAGAUCGAGCGAGUGCUCACCACAUAGCAGAGAUUGAGUGGCGAUUGGCGAUUUGCGGCGGUUUGUGUGUCUGAGAGUUUCACCACAUCCCCAUGCACACGUAAGUCCUCGCUCACCCCAUCCACCCCACGACACGUCACAUAGACGACAGUGCAGUUUGACAAACGGCACGCUAUUCCUCACGCAACAACCCAUGACCAUGCUAGGGAGGGACCGACUCAGCGAGAGGAUGUGUGUACGCAUUGGUACGAAUAUAGAGUGCACUCACCAUUGGCUGCAGCAGCCAGUGCCGCCUUGAGAUGCACCUCCGGCGCCCGGUGAGAUGGCGUCUGCAUCUCGGUCUCCGUCACUCGACCGGUGUCGGCAACCUCUCGGCUGUUGCCGAAGUCAGCAAGGUUGACAGACGUACGCCCUUCUGUAUCAGACAAAAGAAGACAGACAGCGUUCCAUCCAUGUGUGUGCAAGGUGUGAGCGUGGCGAGUGGGGUGUGUGUGUGUAUACCUUGGUGCUUGACCAGGAUGUUCUCGGGCUUGAGGUCACAGUGCCACACGCCGUUCUCUUCCAGAUGGGCCAUCGCAGACAGCAGCUGACGGAGCACCCAGCGCAGCACGGCAGGCGGGAGGCCAGCGGGGUAGGACUGACACCCUUCGGGGGGCGGGAAGCCGUGAAGCGAGUUGGUAUGGGGGGUCCUGACACGAGUCUCGUGAAACACAAUAACCAACCAACCUGUGUGUGAUGUGAUGGUGCGUUGAACACAGAUCUACAACAGGCCAUCCUUCAACCAGCAUACAUCGGUGAGAGGGGAGAUGAGAAUACCGAAGAACAU